AUGGAUGACCGAUUUUUGAAUCCACCAUCUACAGCUGAUCAAGAUGAUACUACUCAACCACUUGAUGCCAUCUUUGGUGAUAGAGUAAGGAGAUUUCAAGAGUUUUUAGAUCGAAUUGAUUCUAAUACAGGUAUAGAUUACAGAUCCAUUAUCAAAGAUAUGUUAAUCAAAAGCAAGUUUAGAUUAAGUGUUUCAAUUGAUGAGAUAAGAGAGUUUGACAGAGAAUUUUGGUUAGGGUUGCUCAACCAACCAGCUGACUAUCUACCAGCUUGCGAAAGAGCUUUAAGAGACACGGUUUUGGCUAUUUACGACCCACAGGAUCCAAGCUUUCCACAUGAUAGUUAUGACCCCAAUCAACAGUAUUAUUUAUCAUUUAAAGGAGCUUUUGGAGGACACUCACUUACUCCUAGAUCGAUUGAUUCCAGCUUUCUUUCCAAAAUGGUUUCCAUCGAAGGUAUUGUGACUAGAGCUUCAUUGGUAAGACCAAAGGUUAUAAGAUCGGUUCAUUAUGCUGAAAAGACAGGGAGAUUUUAUGCACGUGAAUACCGUGACCAAACAACAUCUUUUGAUGCAAUUGCAACUCCGGCUAUAUAUCCAACUGAAGAUAUGGAAGGUAACAAAUUAACUACAGAAUACGGUUAUUCCACUUACAGAGAUUAUCAGAAGAUUUCUGUACAAGAAAUGCCAGAAACAGCACCUCCAGGUCAAUUACCAAGAUCGGUUGACGUUAUUUUGGAUGAUGAUUUGGUGGAUUUGACAAAACCAGGUGAUCGUGUUCAAAUUGUUGGUGUAUAUCGUGCCUUAGGGGGUGCCGCAAACAAUAGCUCUUCUUUCAAAACAGUUGUUUUGAGUAAUUCUGUCUACUUGCUACAUGCCAGAUCAACUGGGGUUGCUUCUCAAGAAAAGUUAACUGAUCAAGAUAUUAGAAAUAUAAAUAAACUUGCAAAGGAUAGAAAGAUUUUUGAUAUUUUAUCCCGUUCGUUGGCUCCUUCAAUUUAUGGGUUUGAGUAUAUCAAGAAAGCUGUUUUGCUUAUGUUGAUGGGUGGUGUUGAGAAAAACUUAGACAAUGGUACACACUUGAGAGGUGACAUUAAUAUUUUGAUGGUUGGUGACCCAUCCACCGCCAAAUCACAGGUUUUGCGGUUUGUGUUGAACACUGCCUCGUUGGCUAUUGCCACCACUGGUAGAGGAUCAUCAGGUGUAGGUUUAACGGCAGCUGUCACCACUGACAAGGAAACAGGAGAAAGAAGAUUAGAGGCUGGUGCAAUGGUAUUGGCUGACAGAGGUAUUGUUUGUAUUGAUGAAUUUGAUAAAAUGUCAGAUAUUGAUAGAGUGGCCAUUCACGAGGUGAUGGAACAACAGACAGUCACUAUUGCUAAGGCUGGUAUUCACACUUCAUUAAAUGCUCGUUGCUCAGUCAUCGCUGCGGCUAAUCCUGUUUUUGGACAGUACGAUGUCCAUAAAGAUCCACACAAAAACAUUGCGUUGCCCGAUUCAUUAUUGUCUCGUUUUGAUUUGCUAUUUGUGGUCACAGAUGAUGUUAACCCAACAAGAGACAGGGUCAUUUCUGAACAUGUUUUAAGAAUGCACAGGUUUGUUCCACCUGGAUUGAUGGAGGGAGAACCAAUCAGAGAAAAGUCAGCAGUAACAUUGGCUGUCGGAGAUGAUGAAACCAACGAACAAGAGUUAUUAGAACAACCGAUGUUUGAAAAAUUCAACACAUUAUUGCAUGCUGGUAUUCAAAACAAAAAGACGAAUAAUAUUCUUUCAAUUCCAUUCUUGAAAAAAUAUGUCCAGUACGCCAAGCAAAGAGUGCAACCCGUGUUGACGAAAGGUGCGUCCGACUACAUUGUUAGUACAUAUUCCUCCUUGAGAAACGAUUUGAUAGGUAACAACCAAAGAAAUACUGCUCCAAUAACAGCAAGAACUUUAGAGACAUUGAUUCGUUUAGCCACAGCUCACGCAAAAGUCCGUUUAUCCAAAACCGUUGAUGUGAAAGAUGCAAAGGUUGCUGAAGAGUUAUUGAGAUAUGCAUUAUUCAAAGAAGUAGCCAAGAAGACAAAAAAGAGACAAAAGACUGCCAACAUAGUGGACUCAGAGGAAGAGGAGGAAGAGGAAUCCGACGCGGAAAUGGAAAAAUCUGACGAUGAAAUAAUUCCUAGACAAAGUACUAGAAGAACUAGAACCGCAGCUCAAACACAGCCUCCACAGCAACAACAACAAGCAUCUCCUUCGCCGACACCCGAGCCACCACUUGGACACCGAGACGAUGGAGAUGACGAUGGAGUUGGUGAGGAAUUGGAGCAAUUCCAUUUGUCAUCAUCUCAACAACAACAACAACAGUAUUUGCAGCCAUUGACAGAGAGAUCAUCAAGCAACAUUGUAUCAUCUACCAACACAAAUGCAAUCAGCAUUGAAAGAUUGAAUAUUUUCAAGAGAAUACUAGCCCAGGUGUCACGUUCUUCAUUAUUUGCAAACGAACAGGCUGUGGCAAACUAUCGUGAUGUUACUCGUGCUAUCAAUGAACAAAUGGAACAAGAAGACAUUUUCUCAGAGCAAGAGUUGACUGCUGGAUUUGAGGUGAUGAGUUCUGAAAACAAAUUUUAUCUAGAAAGUGAUAAGAUUUGGAAAAUUUAA
This is a messenger RNA of Candida dubliniensis CD36, 2637 nucleotides long. It is a transcript of the gene MCM3, whose product is annotated as MCM DNA helicase complex subunit. Gene Ontology annotation, biological process: mitotic DNA replication initiation; DNA strand elongation involved in DNA replication; DNA replication. The record is from RefSeq and is a predicted model, not a curated record. NCBI's taxonomy places the organism in Eukaryota, Fungi, Ascomycota, Pichiomycetes, Serinales, Debaryomycetaceae. Gene Ontology annotation, molecular function: single-stranded DNA helicase activity; single-stranded DNA binding; ATP hydrolysis activity. Gene Ontology annotation, cellular component: MCM complex; nucleus. The transcript has a single exon. Bases 1 to 2637 code for a protein of 878 amino acids.